AUGCCAAAACGUCCACGAGAGAGUUCUCCUUCGGCCUUGUCUCCCAUAAAGCGGAGUCGGUCAACAAUAGCAACACCUAUUGAUCGGCUAUCUUCUUUAAGCAAUGAACUCCUACUGAAUAUCCUCUCCUUUCUCCCAAUAUCGUCAUUAAAUGGGGAGACUCCGAAUUAUGGAAAAGACAGUACUACUCGCAGUGGGUACGCCCUCGUGCUCGUCGUCUGGCUAAUCGGCAAUAUCGUCUGCGACACAAUUGGGCUAAAGGGUCUUGUCGAGUUACAGAAGUUGACUUUCUUGAGCCUCCAUGCCCCCCCUGUAUUGGUCAAACUUUGUGCUGGUAUUGUCUUCACUGCCGAUACUGUUCAUGGACUUAGAGCGUGGGCAGCAAACGACCCUACCAAGUGUUUGUCCAGGAUAUCAUUCUCGGAACUCCAUGACGCUCAUCCAACAGCCUUAGCAACCAGCCACCUGGAAAAUGAAUAUGAAAUUCUGAUUGGAUUUGAGAAUGGUCGCUUCAGUCGCUAUGUUUUGGAUGAUCAAAUAUCCCAGUUCAGCUUACGAUCCUCUCACGUUGGAUUUCGAGAUGGCGCCAUCACUGCUAUGGCUUUGUCAUCGCCAUACCUUUUGAUGGUCUCUCAACACAAGAAUCUGUCCCUUUACAAUAUUCGGCCACAAUCGAAAAAUUCCGAGAAAUCUCUACCUCUCGGGCCAUGUGAAAUCGCAUCGCUUCAAGCUGAAAACAUGGUUGCACCAAUGACUCUUUCUUUGCGUGUCUCUGCAUAUGAGAUUGUAGCAACCAUUGUCUAUAGCUUUUUUCACAUUGGCUGUGGCUGGUCGCUAGGAAUACAGGAGCUGCGGUUCAACAAAGAUGGUGAACAGCUGGAAUCUAGACUUACCAGCACAGUGGAUUCACAGUACGGUAUCAGACCUCUUGAAGGUCGUCUGUCAUCCAAUCAAAGGCGAUAUUCCGCUACGAUCCCUGCAGCUUCCCCUGUGACCCCCACAGAACCAUCCAUCCUGCACCUCCAGCCACCAACGUCUAUGUCUUAUUCCCACCCAUACCUACUGACUUCACAUGUCGACAACACAUUGACUAUGUAUUUGGUGGUCUCGAAAUCGAAGGAUCUUUUUGUUCGGGGUGGCCAGCGGCUCUGGGGUCACACUUCUUCAGUCUCUGCGGUCCAGGUUACGAACCGAGGCAAAGCAGUAUCGGUGAACUCCAUCGGCAAUGAGAUUCGAAUCUGGGAGCUUGAAACAGUGGUUUCUGCUCUAAGCAAUCAGCGGCCCCUAAAAGACGAGAGUAGUAUCCAGGUCAGUCCGGAUAAUCGCAAACCGGAAACUUACAUGACCAUGCCGCAAAUCAUUCGCCAAAGGAUCGCUGGGCCAGACCUUAUUCCCAAUUCGCCGGAAGAGCUCGGUCGCAUGUAUGAAUAUGUUGGAUUUGAUGAGGAGCGUGUGCUUUUACUGCGAGAGAAGGCCGUCGGCACCCAGUCGUUGGAAUGUUACGAUUUUACGUAG
This is a messenger RNA of Penicillium malachiteum, 1515 nucleotides long. Its product is annotated as WD domain protein. The record is from RefSeq and is a predicted model, not a curated record. Lineage: Eukaryota; Fungi; Ascomycota; Eurotiomycetes; Eurotiales; Aspergillaceae. Gene Ontology annotation, molecular function: protein binding. The transcript is spliced from 3 exons. Bases 1 to 1515 code for a protein of 504 amino acids.